UGCUAAGCUAUUAUAGCGCGGGGUAUAUAAGGCUCAGCUUAGAAAACGAGGCGGUUCAGUUGGUGGUCAUACGCCACGCUAAAACAUACGUGAUCUGGAGAAUGAAUAUUAAGGUUGCCAUCAUUUUGGUGGCGGUGGCCAGCCAAGUUUUAUGCGCCAAGAUCUCAAAGCAAACGGAGAAGAGUUCGCAGGAUGUCAAGGCGGAAUCAACAGAGAAGAAGACGGAAAAACGCGGGCUCCAUCACAGUUUCGGUGACUUGGGCGGCGGCGGCGUUGAUUUGCACGGCGGCGGAGGCGGCGGCGGCGGCGGCGGCGGCGGCGGCUACGGCGAUGAGCACGAGCACGUGAAGACCGUGACAGUCGUGAAGAAAGUGCCCGUGCCGUACGAAGUAACGAAGCACGUGCCCUAUCUGGUGGAGAAGCAUGUGCCGUACGAGGUUAAGGUCGGCGUGCCGCAGCCCUACACCGUGGAGAAGCACGUGCCCUACCCGGUGAAGGUGUUCGUCAAAGUGCCGGUGCCGGUGCCGCAGCCGUACACCGUGGAGAAGAAGGUGCCGUACGAGGUGAAGGUGCCCGUGGACAAGCCCUACGAGGUGAAGGUAUACGUGCCGCAGCCGUACACGGUGGAGAAGCACAUACCCGUGCCGGUGAAGGUGCCGGUGCCGCACGUGCCGAAACCGUACGCGGUGCCGGUGAAGGUGCCGGUCGACAAGCCCUACAUCGUCGAGAAGGAGGUGCCGGUCCCGGUCGAGAAGGAAGUACCGGUGCCCGUUAAGGUCCCGGUCGCCGUGCCGGUGCACAUACCGAAGCACCACGGGGAUCUGGGCGGUGACGGUGGCGGCUACGGUGGCGGCUACGGUGACGGUGGCGGCUACAGUCUGCACUCCGGUGGCGGCUACGAUCUGCACUCCGGCGGCGGCGGCGGCGGCGGCGGAGGCGACGGUGGCGGUUACGACGUGCAUUCGUAUCACGGUUGAUCCUUGCGACGACGCGAAACGGACACGCGAAACGAGCGUCGGGAAAGCGUUUCUUCUCGCUCUCGCGUUCGCAACGUAAUCGCGCGCUUCUUUGCAGAUCGCAAUACUCUUUCGCCGGACCGCUUUAGCAAAAUCUUCGAGAAGCAAUCUCGGGAGCUAUGUACAAAAUUUUAGACGCUUGAGCAAAGAUUUCAGUGUCCCGAGAUUAGCGCAUUGGGAGGAAUAUGCGGGUGAUAAUUAGCUAGAUUGACGAGUUCAUCGACGUAUCUCUUUGUAUUAUAUUUCCGGAAAUAAUUGUAGCAAUUAUUUCGACCGAAAUAUUCUUAGGUUUUAUAUUAAAGUAUAGAUGAAAUAUCGACUAUUCUAUCGGGUCUUCUCUUCACCGCGAUAACGAAUCGCGCAUAUCAUUAAAUUAGCACAUUGAAAAUCCAAACAAACAUUUUCCGCAUACACAACUACAUUUCUGCAUUACGAAAAAAAAAAAAAAAAAAAAAUCGUAACUGCGAAUACGAGUUUCAGCGAACAUUAACGGCUUAAUAUAUUGGCCUGCUGGCGCUAUAUUGGCUUAUUUGCGACAACCCGUUAUGUCCAUGCGUAGUAUUGCUGUGAAGUAUGUUUACCAUACUCAGAAACGUUGUACCUAAGUAAGUUAAGUGAAAAAUGGAUUGUGCAAAGAGUAUCUUUUUAUAUUAAAAACUUAA
This is a messenger RNA of Linepithema humile (Argentine ant), 1678 nucleotides long. NCBI's taxonomy places the organism in Eukaryota, Metazoa, Arthropoda, Insecta, Hymenoptera, Formicidae. The record is from RefSeq and is a predicted model, not a curated record.